UUCACAAUAUAAUUUUGGAUAUCUUACGUGUAAAUUUAGAAAAGUUAAUCAGCAAUGACCGACGAUUCCAAUGGAGAAUCGACAUUUGAAUUUGUCGAAAGAAAGACGGACGAAUCGUCCACAUCUGGAGAAAUCGCGAAAACAGAUUCUUUUAGCAGUUUAUCUUCAUCUGCAUCUUUGUUAAUGCCAUUAGGCGUGACAACAUCUACAGGAAAUUUAUUAUCAAAUAUAGCACCACCUACUGCAUUGCCUACCUUUAUUUCAAAUCCUAGGACAUUGUUCUCAGAAAAAUCUAAUAAUGUGGUACCAGCUAUAGAAAAGAUAAAUGAAUCAGAACCUGUUAAAUCAAUGUUAAAUGCUGUUGUUCAAUCUAAGCCAGUACAACAAGAGUCACAUCAAGUAACUACAACCAGUGCUAUUACUCCAUCCACACAAAAUGUACAAACAACAGUGCCAUCAGAACCUGUAGAUCAUGAUUCAGGAAUAGUUGGUGGAGGUUUAUUAUCAUGGGUUAAGGAAACAGUAGUAAACAGUAAUGUUCUGAGCAAAGUUGCUGAAAAAGCAAAACAUAGUGUUAAUACUAUGAUCACCACAUUAGACCCCCAGAUGCGUGAGUUCAUUUAUUCUGGUGGUGAUAUGGAGAUUGUAGUGGCAUCAGACAAAGAUAUUAAAAUAAGUCCUGUUCGUCAAGCUUUCCAAACUGUCUUUGGGAAAGCAACAGUCACUGGUGUGGUAGUAGAAAGUUCAGCUGUUGCUGCUCAACCAGUUGGUUUUGCCGCUGGAGUGAAAGGAGCAGAAGAGAGGAUUAAUUUUGCACGAAAUAUACCAAAUCUUGCAAAAGAUAUACCUAUAAUUGCUGUAGAAAAUUUUUUGUUAGAAGUUGGUGAAGAUAAGUGGUAUGAUUUAGGGGUAAUAUUACUUAAUGAUCCUAAACGCAACGUAAAUUUACAAACAUUCACUCAAAUGACACCAGUACCAAGCCAAAUAGUAACAAUGGCACAAGAGGCCACACCUGAAGAUUAUCCUCUUAAAUGGUCUGGAUUAGCAGUUACUGUUGGCAGUUUAAUGGCAAGCAGUUUACAGGUUUCUCAUAACGAGUGGCACCAUGCCCUAACCGGAGUUUCCAGGAGGGACAUCAUACUUUUAGCAGUUCAGUCUCUAGCUGGAAUCUACAAGAACACAAUUAAUCCUGUCUAAAUUUAUGAAGAAUACAUCGACGCAAUUUAUCAACGCGUUUUUGUAAAUACAACUUUACUAAUUUAUGAUAUUCUGAAAUCUAUUUUCAA
Habropoda laboriosa is the source of this 1286-nucleotide messenger RNA. RefSeq names its product protein PRRC1-like. Gene Ontology annotation, cellular component: cytoplasm. Gene Ontology annotation, biological process: activation of protein kinase A activity. Lineage: Eukaryota; Metazoa; Arthropoda; Insecta; Hymenoptera; Apidae. Gene Ontology annotation, molecular function: protein kinase A regulatory subunit binding. The record is from RefSeq and is a predicted model, not a curated record. Bases 55 to 1197 code for a protein of 380 amino acids. The transcript is spliced from 5 exons.